UGUGUGUACUUUUGGUUGUACAAGUUUCCCGAUUUCUGAAGUCGCAAAAUCGAUUAAUUUGGUGUUACAGCCAAAAUGAAGUAAACAAACGAUCCAUUGAAAUCAGCAGUGUUAACAUGCCCCUCCCAUGAAAUUAAUCGAGUAAAUGGAACUUCAAAUGUGCUUCGACUGUCUUCAACGUCAACUUCGAACCGAUUUCUCUGACAAACUCCUUCUCAAUUAUGCCAUUGCCGCUUCCGCCCUUCCAUUCGGCUCCGACGCCGUUGUGCAGGUUCUAAAUUCUGAUGGGGAGGUUUCACCUCACUUCAUAUUGAUGUAUUUGCCGAUUAAUCAAGAUGAUUGCUUCACCAAUUACAUUAACGAGCAUUGUCCAGAAAAGCCAACUGGAAAUGACUAUAAAGCAAAGGAUAACACGCCUUUAUCAAUUCUACCUCAAGAUCAAAACGAGGUUACCACUGGGAAUCUUCAUGAUAAACCAAAUGAAGCUCUGUUUUUGGCAGACAGUGGGGGAAAAACAUCCUUACCUGGAUUAGAAUGCAACAGUUCAACCUGCUACUUCUCAACAAGGUUUUCUUGCUUGAGGACACUUACAGCCUUGGUUCCAGUCUCUCAAAUUGGGCCUAUAUCAUUUCCUUCUUUAGAGAAUCUAGCUUCAAAUUUCUCAUCUGGGAUUACAGAAGAUCAUUUACUUCACUCACUUACUCUUCUGAUACAAGGAAAACCAACAGGAAGAGAUAGCAUUAACUUUCUUGAUUUAAUUGGGACACCCUCAUUUACAGAAACCACCUUUCCUGGAUGCAUAAGACACCCAAACAUAGUACCAAUAUUGAGCAUAAUGAAAUCAUCCACCCAUAUCAGCUUAAUACUACCAAAAACUCCUUACACCUUGGAAAACAUUCUUCACUACAGCCCUGAUGCCUUAAAGUCAAACUGGCAUAUCAAGUUCUUGAUGUAUCAACUACUCUCUCCCUUGAGAUACAUGCACGGAUUAGGGAUUGCCCAUGGUAGCAUAUCUCCAUCAAACGUAUUGCUAACCGAUUCGUUAUGGUGUUGGCUUCAUAUUGGUGAUACCCUACAAUCAAACUCCAACUUAUCCAGAAGUAAGAUUGGUUGUUGCACUGACACCUGUCAGUCAAGUAAAGUCUAUGCUGAUUUGAAGCUAACAGAUUGGCAUACUGGUUUUAUUCGUUGGUGGAGUGGAGAAAUGAGUAACUUUGACUAUCUCCUGUUGUUAAACAGAAUAGCUGGUAGGAGAUGGGGUGAUCAUACUUUCCAUACUGUUAUGCCAUGGGUUAUUGACUUUAGUGUAAAACCUGAUGAAAAUAACGACAUGGGUUGGCGAAAUUUAAGUAAAAGUAAAUGGCGUUUGGCAAAAGGUGAUGAACAGUUGGACUUUACAUACUUAACGUCAGAAAUCCCACAUCAUGUUUCAGAUGAAUGCCUCUCAGAACUUGCUGUUUGUAGUUACAAAGCAAGAAGGUUGCCUUUAAGUGUUUUGCGUACAGCUGUCCGUUCAGUCUAUGAACCAAAUGAAUACCCCUCUACAAUGCACAGGCUUUAUCAAUGGACCCCAGAUGAAUGCAUUCCUGAAUUUUAUCAAGAUCCACAGAUUUUCCGUUCUAUACAUUCUGGAAUGUCUGAUCUGGCAGUACCUUCAUGGGCUGGUGGGCCCGAGGAGUUUAUUAAAUUGCAUCGAGAGGCUUUGGAAAGUGAUCGUGUAUCAACUCAGAUUCAUCAUUGGAUAGAUAUUAUCUUUGGCCACAAAAUGUCAGGGGAAGCAGCCAUUUCCGCAAAAAAUGUCAUGUUGCCCCCUUCAGAACCUACAAAUGCCAGGUCAGCAGGGCGGCGCCAGCUCUUCAGUAUACCCCAUCCACCUCGUUGGUGUGUUAUAAAGAAGACUAGUCAACAUAACAGUGAGAAGAAUCUGCUUCUUGAUACAUUUAACUUGCAAGCAUUAGAGGAAGCAGCUACAUUCAUUGAACAUGCUUCCCAUUUAAGUCCUAUCUACAGAAAUGAUCUUGUAAAGGACAAUUUAGAAGAAGUUGGAUCUGACACAUUUAUAAAUGGGAGAGACUCGAAAUUGGCAUCAGUUAUUGAUAUAAAUUUCCUUCUUCAGACGAUUGAGACAGAUGAUAGUACUUCAGGGUACCAAGAUUUCCUUCUGUGGAGACAAAAACUAUCUUCUUCAACAAAUCUUUCUGUAGAUAUUGCAAAUGAUGUAUUCUCAACUGGUUGUAUUUUAGCAGAACUACAUUUGAAAAAGCCACUUUUUAAUCCAACUUCAUUAGCACAGUACUUACUUAGUGGUGUUCUGCCUAAAUUGAUGCAAGAACUGCCCCCUCAAGUGAACAUUAUUGUUGAAGCAUGCAUUCAGAAGGACUGGAAGAGGAGACCUUCUAUCAAGUCUCUUCUGGAAUCUCCCUAUUUCCCAUCAACAGUGAGGUCAUCAUACCUGUUUCUAGCCCCACUUCAACUUUUAGCAAAAGCUGGAUCACGACUCCAUUAUCUUGCAAGUUAUGCAAAAUCUGGAGCUUUGAAAUCAAUGGGAAGUUUUGCAGCUGAAAUGUGUGCGCCCCACUGCCUACCUCUUUUACUCACACCUUUAACUGACACAGAAGCAGAAUGCGCGCAUAUAAUGCUGAAAGAAUUCUUGAGGUGUCUGAAUUUGGUAUCCGUGAAGACACUUAUCUUGCCUGUGAUCCAGAAAAUUCUGCAGACGACAGGCUAUUCACAUAUGAAGGUCUCUCUUCUUCAAGACUCAUUUGUACGUGAGUUAUGGAGCAAGAUUGGUAAACAGAUGUAUUUAGAGUUUAUACAUUCUGUGGUUUUAUCAAAUUUAUAUGUUUCUCCUCAUAAGAGUUCAUCUGGGGCUGCCUCUGUGCUUUUGAUUGGCUCGAGUGAAGAGCUUGGUGUUCCAGUUACUGUUCAUCAGACAAUAUUGCCCCUGAUUCACUGCUUCGGAAAGGGUCUUUGCAGUGAUGGAAUUGAUGUCAUUGUUAGAAUUGGUGGUCUUUUUGGGGAGACUUUCAUUGUUAAACAGAUUCUUCCAUUAUUGAAAAACGUUAUACGCUCAUGUAUGGAUGUCUGUAAUGUGAGUAGGCCUGAACCUAUGCAAAGUUGGAGUGCAUUGGCCCUUAUGGAUUGUCUGAUGACAUUAGAUGGAAUAAUGGAAUUAUUGCCAAAUGAGGUGGUUGUCAAAGAGCUAAUCGAGGAUGGAGGUUGCCUCUAUAUUCAGCUUCUCAUGAUACCCAAUUUGGGAAUCCCUGCACUUCAGGUGGCUGCUACAAGUCUUGUUACAGUUUCCCAACAGAUUGGACCAGAAUUAACAGCAACGUAUGUGAUGCCAAAACUUAAAGAACUCUUCGAAAGACUCGCCUUCUCUGAGGAAACUCGCAGUGGAAGCCAGAAAGUUUGUAAAAUUAGAAUCGAGGAAGAGCAGACACAAAACAGAAUGGAUCUUGUGUUGCUUCUGUAUCCACCUUUUGCUUCACUUCUUGGGAUAGAGACACUUCGUAAGUGUUGUACCACAUGGUUGAUUCUUGAACAGUUUCUUCUGUGGAAUCAUAAUUGGAAGUGGGAAAACACAGAGGAAAGUUGUCGAGGUGGGAGAAGGGGGAAUCACAAGAAGAAUCCAAUGUCUGAAUACAAUCCUGCUAAAAUGCUGCUUCAUGGAUUCGGAUGGUCAGUCCCCCAGUCACAAGGAGAAAAAGGUCCGAAAAACUCAUCGCCACAUCAUCAUAAGCGGCAGGUGACAUCAGCAUCAGCAUCGGCAAUGUCUAGAGAGCAGGAAGCGUGGGUUUGGUUCCCUAGUCCUGCACCUAGUUGGGAUGGACCUGAUUUUGUGGGUCGAAUUGGGGCUUCCGAAGGUCCAUGGAAAAUCAGUGCGUCUGUGAUACACUCGAUCCGUGCCCACCAUGGGGCACUUCGUUCAUUUGCUGUUUGCCAAGACGAGUCUACUUUUUUUACGGCUGGAGUUGGUCCGGGGUUCAAGGGAUCUGUCCUCAAGUGGGAUCUAUCGAGAACUGCCUCUUCAUCUGGGUAUCAUGCCCAUGAAGAGGUUGUGAAUGACAUUUGUGCCCUGGCUUCCUCAGAAAGAAUGGCUUCUUGUGAUGGCACAAUUCACAUUUGGAAUAGCCAAUCAGGAAAGGUUAUAUCCGUCAUUGGUGAAACCUCCUCCCUGACAUCUACAUCGAAGAUACAUUCUGAGCAAGCUAAUAUGCUUGAUUUCAGCUCCCUUAGUAAUGGGAUUCUAAGCACUAGUUAUGAUGGGAGUUUAUAUACUUGUAUGCAUCACCUACAAACUCUAAAUAGGCUUGUGGUAGGCACUGGAAACGCUUCUCUCAGAUUCAUUGAUGUUGAACAAGCUCAAAAGCUUCAUUUAUGGAGGAGCGAUUCCGUUGAAUCAAGUUUUCCUUCUUUAAUCUCUUCAGUAUGCUGUUGUGGUUCUUCAAAGAUGCAAUCUAAUGGAGCAUCUUGGAUUGCAGCUGGAUUAAGUUCUGGUCACUGCAGGUUGCUUGAUAUUAGGAGUGGAAAUCUGAUCAACUCAUGGCAAGCUCAUGAUGGAUAUGUCACAAAGAUAGCUUCUCCGGAGGACCACUUGCUUGUUUCUAGCUCACUUGACAAGACUUUGCGAGUUUGGGACCUCAGAAAGAAUUUGGCAUCACCUCUGAUUCUAUUCGGAGGCCACAGUGAUGGUGUAUCUGGUUUUUCUGUCUGGGGACAAGAUGUUAUUUCAAUAUCCAGAACUAAGAUCGGACUUUCUUCCUUAUCUCAACAGGACGGGCAACAUCGGAUUACGCCACAAUACCUGUAUAUGGCGGACCGUGAAUCGAGGAACAUGUCAGUGCUGUCCAAUAUAACCAUUUUUCCGUUUUCACGCCUUUUCUUAGUGGGGACUGAAGAUGGUUAUUUAAAAGUUUGUUGUUAAAUACUUACAUUUUUUUUUGUUUCUUUAUUUUUGUAUAUCCUGUGUUUCACCUUCGUUUAAAUUACUUUACUCAUUAGAAUUGCAUUUAAAGACGCAUUUUUUUACUAGCAAAA
Lactuca sativa (garden lettuce) is the source of this 5040-nucleotide messenger RNA. Its product is annotated as protein serine/threonine kinase. Gene Ontology annotation, molecular function: protein binding; protein kinase activity; ATP binding. Gene Ontology annotation, biological process: protein phosphorylation. The record is from RefSeq and is a predicted model, not a curated record. Lineage: Eukaryota; Viridiplantae; Streptophyta; Magnoliopsida; Asterales; Asteraceae.